UCUCCCUCUCUCUCUCUCUCGUAAAGUUUUCCACCUUCUUUCAUCUCUGUGAAUUAUUUUUCCUCCCUUUCCCCAAAUCCAUCCCCCCUUCUUUCACUUGUCGUUCUUCUGUGUUCUUCCUUCCCUUGCAGUAGGCAGAUAAAAACCCUCUUCGUCUGCUCUUGUCAUCAUCAGAGAUGAUCUAAUGAAGAAGAAGGCUGAUGAGCUAGUUGAAGUUAAAAGUUUCAUCCUUUCUUGAUCUUCCUGAUGUACACUUCAUCUAGCUUGAAGAAGUAGAUGCUGCUGCUGCUGGAGUUUUUUUUUUUUGGUUCAAACCAAGCAUCUUUUUCUGUGUUUGGGUUUGGGUCCCCUCCUGUGGUGGAGAAGGAGUACUUUGUUUUGUUGGUAGUGGUGGUGGUGGGGUUUUGGUUUCAUGGAGGAGUGAAUGAAUCAAAGCUGCCAAUAAUCAAAUUAGCACAGUUUCUAGACCAAAGUUUGAAAAAAGAAGAAGAGAGAAGUAGAUAAGUAAGCAGAGGAAGAGGACUUCAUUUGAUUUUGUGUACAUGCUGAAGUUAAAGAUAAGGAGGCCUAAGAGCAGCAGCUGCAACAGACGCUGCAAUAAGGUGAAGGAGAUCAAGACGAAGAAGCUGUUGCUUGUGACUACUGUUGUUGUGGCAACAACAGCAGCACAAGAAGAGAGAAGUUUAGCAUCAGAUGUUAUCAUCCAUUGAUCAAAACCUGCUUCAACCACCAGAUCCCUCAUCACCUCAUGUUCUUCCCUCCCAAUUCUCUAUUUCUCCUUCUCCCUCCUCUACUUCUUCUUCUCCUUCCUCAAAGCCUUUGGUGCCUCAGCUGCAGCAGCCGGUCUCGUCGCCUGAGCUCGAGAUAGAGGCAGAUCUACCAAACCCACUUCAUAGUUUCUCCAUAAGAGAUUAUGUGUUCACAGCACGAAGCAAGGACAUCAAAACUAACUGGCCAUUCUCAUUGAAGAACCUACAGCUUUGUUUGAACCAUGGCUUGACAGAAGUUUUGCCACCAUUUCAGCCUCUUGAUACCAUAAGGAAUCUUCAAAGUUUCGGCAGAUCACGCACAGUUAAAGAACCACCCAUUACUACCAUCGUUGACAAAGUUAAUACAAGCAAAUUCAAUAAUAAGAAGAAUGACGGGUUGAUAGAGCCAUCAUCUGACGAUACAGAUAUGGUUGUGAAGUUGACAGAGAAACAAGUUGAUACAAUAAGUUCAUGUAGACAUGCCGAAGUAGAUGGUAACUCAUUCCCAUCUUUGACAACAACUGCUACUACUAGUGACGUAGAAUCACUUCCCAAAGCAUCGUUGAGAGCCUCGAAGAAGUGCAGGCUGGUAGUGAAAUUUGGUGAUCGUGGUGUCUCGGGAGAAUACAUUGCUUCAACUAGUACUACUGUUACGCCUAUAGUAUCUGAAUCAUCAUCUAUGAUGGCUUCAAAAGUCUGCCCGGUGUGCAAGACUUUCUCUUCGUCGUCAAACACUACACUAAAUGCUCACAUUGAUCAGUGCCUUGCUGUGGAGUCUUCUUCGACACUGUCCAAAUGGAGAAUAGAUGAUGAUGAUGAUGAUCAAUCGAAGGUGGUAAAACAUCAUCAUAGGGUGAAGCCGAGGAGGACAAGAGUGAUGGUUGAUAUAUACAAGACGGCUCCCCGUUGCACGUUGGAAGAGCUCGAUCGACGAAAUGGGAGGCUUUCAAGCUUGUCAACGGAGGAGGUUGAUGAUGAUGAGACAACGUGUCUGGAAGGAAAAAGUGAGAGGUUAAAACCAGUUCGAGCUGAGAAAAUUCUUGGUGAUGUUGGACCGGUGUAUAUUGAUGAGAGCGGGACCAAGGUGAGGAUUUUGUCGUCCAAGUUUGAUGAGGUUUCUCUAGUAGUGGCGAGAGUAGUAGGGGAGAGUGGGGUUCGGAUGAAGAAGAACAAGAAGAAUAAAUGUUUGAGAGGAAGUAAAAACAUGGUGGUUAUGAAGAAGAGGAAGAGUCUUGUUCAUAAGCAUAAGAAGUAUCUGAAACUUGCAGCUCAAAGCAAGAAGCUUUUCUCAGAUAAAACGACUUGUUCUUCCCAGAUUGGUGGAAACCAUGAGCAGCCUGCCAAUCUGAGAGCAUUUUCUGAUAAGGAGCUUCUUGCCUCUCAACAACAAAUCACGCCUGGUAAUAAUUCCGGGAAUCUAAGACCAUGGGUUUGUUCCAAACCCAGAGGUAUUCCGAAAAAGAUUAACAACCACCACCAAGAGGGUCACCAGCAACAGCAACCUCCUAUAAGAAGUCAAUGGCAUUCCCCUCUUGUGGAAUCUGAUGACCAGUCAUUUCCUGUUGGCGAUUCUAGUGAAGAGAGCACAGGUAUUCAGAAGUUCACGAAUCUUUCAGAGAAUCUGGCUUUUCGUCACGAGAGGAUUGAGAAGAACAAAGUCCAGCAGGAAGUUAGCAUCAAAAGGAAACGUGGGAGACCCUUGUCUAGGAGGCCUGUCAUUACUGGCAAUGAAGAUGUGGGGAAGUCUUUCAGUUCAAUGAAGCAGAAGUUUGUCGAAUCAAAUAGACAUUACCAUUGUGAUCGUUCGUUGAAACCGUCAUAUACUUGCAAGAAUAACACGAUGGGUAAGGUGUCAAGCGAUCAUUCUGUUGUUGAGGCAGGAAAGAAAAAGAUUAAGAAAGGAUCCAACUUUAAGGAGCCUCAGGUUCAUUUGAUCGAUGGAAGACGGGAUGAGUUGUUAGCAGGCAAUAAUGAGGUGGAUCAACAACUUGAUUUGAUGCAUGAUCAUAGAGAGUAUCAACUUGAGAGUGAUGUAGUAACUGAAGAACUGGCUUGUGGUGAUAGUAAUGCUAUGACUGAAUCCAGGCAAAUUGAAGGGAUUAUGAUAUGCAAUAACUUGCAAGGGAAGGAACGAUUGGGUUUGAACAGCUUGGAUUCUGUAUCUCCUGGUUUUGACUCGACUAGAGAACUGGUUCAUGGAGACGGCAUUGUCAAUGAAUCACUGUCCAAGACUACAGAUGGAAUGCAUGAUGGUGCUAGUUUGAGUAAGUCCAUUGACGCGGUAUUUUAUUCGGUGAAGGACGCUUCAAAACUAUCUAUGGAAGAUUACAGGGGGUUUCUAAGUGGGUCUGACGCACCAACUGAUUCUGCUGAGCCAGAUUUUGUGAACGAACACGAAAUGGAAAUGGACACAGAAUUUGAUUCUGAAGAAGCUGAAGAUGGAGGAAUGGGCUCCUUUCCUGAGGUCGAUCCAAUUCCUAUCCCUGGUCCCCCAGGCUCGUUCUUGCCAAGCCCCAGGGACAUGGGAGGAUCAGAUGAUUUUCAAGGGAACUCAUCAGUGACCACCACCAGCCGAGCUCAGUCGUCUCUUGAUCUUGGUAAUGUUGUUGAUAAAGAUUCUUCAGAAUCUCCUAUUUCUGCUGCCUCAAGCAUCUCCAACUCUACUACUGCAGCACACAAUGGAUGUGCGCUUGAUUUUGUUGAAAGCAAGAGAUCAUUAGGCUCAACGGCUGUUACAAGUAGUGACAUCGAGCCUCUUGUGCAAAAUGAAGACGAUCUUCCAGUGAGCAAGUCAUGCAUUUUAAAGGAGCUAAAUAUGAGAUUUGAUAGAAACCAUCUCGAUAAGGGAUCAUUCACUGUGAGAAAUGAUGAUCAUCAUCAGCCAUGUUGCUGUCAAAGGAAAGAGAGAGUACCACUUGCUCCAGCCAGUAUUGUGCUGAACCAGCAUGAUUCUUCUUUGCUGCUUCGACGACGAAAAAUGGCUGCUGCUUUAAUGACGACAGAUAAUCCUGGUGGUGAACCAAAAGGCUGCAGCAGUUCAUUGAUCCCCGAGUCGUCUAGUACAUUUGACACGAGAACUGAAUAUGCUCCUCCUGGCUCUUGUCCUACUUCAGGUGCUGAUAAUGUGGGUUUCCAGGUCAUUAAACCUCAUGUGAUUCCCUCGAUGGACUAUGAAUCGAGUAGUCCGUCAACUCCCAAUCCAGUGCUGAGGCUGAUGGGAAAGAACUUGAUGGUUGUCAACAAGGAAGAUGAAGCACCCAAGCCUACAUAUUUGCAGCAGCAGCAGCUGGCAUUAUUAUGUCAUCCUCAGAAUCACUAUUCGGCUGAUCCUAAAUUCCCAACGUUUGCCACAAUUGGAAAUGUCCUGAAUCACGAGCCUCAUUCAUUGAACCAGAUGGUUCCUCGUUCCCAUUCAUCGGUAGUUUUCCCUAGCAAUCUGCAUCAUGUGAGUCCUUACUCGAACAUUGGGUUGGCCAAUGCUGCAGCUGUUCAUCUACCUAAUGGCAUGUCCCGGAACUAUCCUCCACAAUGCAAUCCACUGGCAACUAGUGCAUACUUAUCACCAGCUCCCCGCUGCACAAAAGAGGUUAUCAUCAUCGAUGAUGAUCCUGAAAGGGUGCAUCCCAUGAUGGCCAAUAAGCUUAUUUCAAAAUAUGGUGAAGGCACUAGUAUUAGAGAGAAUAAGAACCAUGUCAUCUCAUCAGGCAGCAUGUACCUGCCAGGAGGAAUGCAGAGUAAUUAUAUCCCGAUUCACAUGCGCCCUAGCGCUUGCUAUCCUCCCUCUCAAGAACACCAUCAUAUCUCUCCCAUCGGCGAAUCAUCAUCACCGACUGUACGUGGUAACAGGUUUCAUUUGGCAACUCCUAGUAACAUUCGGUGGCCAGCAGUCAGUUCUGGAAUGCUGCAUCAGAGUCCAUUGCAGGCUGCUGCGCCACCACCACGACCACCACCAUCCUCUAACGGUAUGCUGCCAUCCUCGUCAGCGUUGUACUAUUCUCCAAGCUUCUCAUAGCGAAACGCCAUGUCGAUGAUGAUAAUAAAGCUUUGUCCUCCUGCACCAGGUUUGCAUUCAUGAAACUUUAUCUAUCAUUUUACCUUUGCAGUAGAAAUCGAACGUUUGUCGUUGGGAGAGUUAUUGUAGAUGAAGUAACGAGCAGAGCUGAGAUCGAAAGGAAAGGUUCAGUUGGUUGUACUGUUCUGAUGUACUGAGAAAUGGGGAAGAGAGAAGACAAAGCAUAAUUUUAUGUAGCUUGGGGAGGAUAGAUAUAUAGAGAGAGGUACCCUUUUCCUUUGUUUUUUGCCUGUGUCAAAAACACUCUGAAGCCUUUCUUCUACAAGUUGACUGGACAAUCAAAUGUAUAAGCAUCAUAAAAGCUAAAAAGUGAUAGAAGAAAGAAGCCCAUGAAUAAUAUAUAAGCAGCUUUUGACCCCUCUCUGCUGCAAGGAACCUUUGGCUUCAAAAAGUCGGUAAAUUUUACCACUUUUACUGUUUUACCUAUACAUAAUAUGUGAUGUCGUAUGUCAUGCAUUUUCUUCUACUUUGUCAUUUAUUCUUUUACCUCAUUGAGUA
Messenger RNA from Linum tenue, 5319 nucleotides. NCBI's taxonomy places the organism in Eukaryota, Viridiplantae, Streptophyta, Magnoliopsida, Malpighiales, Linaceae. The record is from the annotation of a GenBank genome assembly.